AUGGCUUGUUAUUUGCCAGGCCACGCCAAGAUUGAACCGCUUGGGCCUCACAGUUUCAAAUUCGAGGUGCAAAACAUGCGUUCUCCGCAAAGCCUCGUGAACUGUGCUCAGCGAACCGGACACUUCAAGAAGUGCUGGGAGUGCCCAGGCUGUGAGCUCUACGUGCCCGGCACCCAGGCCAAGAUCAUUCCCAAGGCUGCAAAAUCUGCCGCGGAUGUCGUGGACACUCGGCGAACACAUUCUGUCUUGGAUGUGAUGGACCUUGAAGACUCGGUUGCCGUUGGAGAGAAGGAAAUCGCCCGGAAGAACGUCAUCCAAGCGCUGAAGGAAGUCGACUUUGGCAAGAAGACGGUUGCCGUCAGAAUCAACGGCCUGUAUAGCCACCACAUGUACCGCGAUGUCGUUGACAUCAUCGAACAGGCGGGGGAGCGGUGCGACAUGUUCGUCAUUCCCAUGGUUGGCAACGGAAAGGACGUCUACAUGGCAGACUCCUUGGUCAGCCAGGUAGAGGAGUUCAUGGGGCGCAAGAAGAAGAUUGGGUUCGGGCUCAUCAUCGAAGCCACGAUGGGUAUGAUGAACAUCCACGAGAUUGCCGCGGCGUCCAAGCGGAACGAGUCUCUCCACUUCGGCGUGGCGGACUACGCGGCCUCCACAAAGUCACGGACCACAAACAUCGGCGGACCAAACAAGCUCUACGGCGUGCUCACGGACAAGGAUGGCGACAAGGCCCGCGACUUCUUCUGGGGCGACCCCUGGCACUAUGCCAUGGCCAGGAUCGUUGUGGCAGCGCGCGCGAACGGGCUUCGCCCCGUGGACGGGCCCUUCGGCGACAUCGCAGACCCCGAUGGCUACAAGGCACAGUGCGAACGCGGAGCUGCCCUUGGCAUGGAGGGAAAAUGGGCCAUCCAUCCCAGCCAGGUAGCGCUGGCGAACGAGGUUUUCAGCCCUGGUGAGGCUGAAGUGAAGCAAGCCAGACGUGUUCUGGAAGCAAUGGAGAACGCGCAGAAGGAGGGCCUUGGUGCGGUCUCCUUGGAUGGCAAGCUGGUGGACAUCGCCUCCAUUAAGCAGGCCGAUGCAAUCGUGAAGAAGGCCGAGGCGAUCGCAGCCAUGUAA
Messenger RNA from Symbiodinium natans, 1113 nucleotides. The record is from the annotation of a GenBank genome assembly. Lineage: Eukaryota; Dinophyceae; Suessiales; Symbiodiniaceae.